AUGCCACAAGGAGAAGCAGAAAGAUUUCGUAACGAAAACAAAGCGCUCAAGACAACUGUAUAUGUAGUCUGUGCUUUAAUGCUGCGUUUUCUGCCCAUGGCAUUACGACUUGUUAUUCACCUGAUGAAACGACCAGAAAUUAUUUCCUCGCUAUGGGUCCGCACAUUUGCCAUGUUAAAUUCCUUAUUAAAUCCGUUGAUUUACUGCUGUAGACAAGAAGAAAUAAGAAACUUUGUUUUUAAAACAAGAACGCAAGCCGUGCAACCCCACUGACUUAAAACAAUGUAUCUGUUGACUCUUAAAGUCUUCUCAAGUUAUUAGGUGAGUUAGGAGACGGAAAGCUGUAGGAAUGCCUGCACUUUUCAAACGUCGUGCUUCUGCCGUGCGUAACUCAAUUCAUAAUAAAUUAUAAAUACAUUAGAAAGCGGUUUAAAGUUCAUUAAACCGCUUUCUUUUUUAAUUUAUGCUUUCGGCAAAAGCUACUUUAUUCGACUAACUUAAAUUUGAGGUCUGAAACCAAGUCGUUCUACAGUCGUGCUGAAUUUAAAAAGUCGAGCCAGGAAGUUCAAAAAAGGACUACAUGGACGCAUGAAACCCCUGAGCUCAGGGUACUCAGGAUCAGCCUGAAACAUCGAUCGAGCAUGCGCCUGGGUAUGUUUUCCAGAAUAACUUAGGCCAGUGUAUUUUUCCUUAAAAAUUUUAGUUACAUUCAGGAAGAUUUAAGGGAAAUGUUACGGGUAUAAUUUUGCCUCCCCUCCCACCCAACCCAGACAAAACCUCUUCCUCAGAGGCUGUAAUUAAUGAUGACUAACGGCAACAAAAUGUAUCAAUCGCUUACCGAAUUACUUUUAAAUCAAUAUGUUCUUUUUUUACCAUUUGUAGUUUGACUGGGUAAAUCUUAGCUAAUCUUUGUUGAGAUCAAAGGAAUAUAUAUUUGGUAGGCAUUGGCUUAGUCAAAGCAGGUGUCACUUAGAACAAAAGAAUCGUUGUUUAAGAAUUGAUGAGCAAAUUAAAGUAACUACAACGUAACAAAACAUAUCUUGAUACGAAUUACCAGCUUAAUGUAUUCUACGGAGUUCAACAACAUACGCUUUAUACAAAAAUUUUGUCUUACCUUUUAUUUUGCAGCAGAUAUCCUCGAAAUAAUUUUUUAUUUCAGAAUACCUUGUACUUUAAAAGGUAAUUUUAAUUUGUUCUAGUACUUUGUUAUAAUUUCUUUCUUUUCAACUAAAACAUGCAUGCGUCCUUUUGAGAACUGAUUUGCUUUGCUGCAACUUUAGAAUAAAGUAAUCUUUUAACUAGUUUCAUGUUAUGGUGAAAUAUUUUACUGAUCAUUUACAGCCAUACAUUAGACUGACUUAAAUAUAUUCAAAUCCUAAAUGCUUUUCGAUUUGGCUUACAGAAGCUUUAAGAUAUUACCUUUAUUUUUGCAAGUUAAAAAAGGGGUACUUAUUUGUAAGUUAAAAUUUUUCGGCGAAGUUUUGCUUCAGGUAACAACGAUAUUCUUAGUCAAUUUUUGACUGUAAGUUGUAUUCAUCCAUCGAUUUUAAUGCGACCCAUCUCUUUUUGAUCAGCUGCCAUUAAAGUAUAAAGUUAUAAACCUGUCGAUAUUUCGGGAACAGUUCCAACUAAAGGUCCGUGGCUGUUUGCGGUAUAUUGUCAAAGUUCUUCAUGCCCACUUGUCCCACGAUGGACCAACAACACUGGUUCCCUGGUUUAAAUUCUUUAACCAGUACUAACGAAAAUCUCACCAGAGAAAACAUGACAGUAGACCAAGUUUUGCCAGCUGCUGUAAUUACUGUAAUAAUAAGCAGCAUCACUUGAUGGUCCUUUUUGAUUUUAUGGUGACAGAAUGGUAGUAGCCAAGCCUAAAAGCGGAGCUCUUGUUAAAUUCUCCACUCGCUAUAAGGCUUUUUUGCGGUGAAUCUCACGAGGAUGACUUUUGCUAAUUUUACAAGGGAGUGACGAGAGGGGUCUGCAUUCGCAGGAUCGCCUGGCCUUAGAGAGAACACUGUGUAUGAAAACGAAGUUCCUUUCCUGCGGAGAAUGUUCCUGUCCGAGUAGCAACAAUGGUUCAGUAGACGUUCUCCUCUUUCGACCGCACUCCCCCCCCCCCCAAAAGGGUUUUUGCUACGUUCAAAAAUUGGCUCAUCACAGUAUGAAUGUAACAAAGUAAAUAUGAUUUGUAACUAAACGAACCAAGUUGUUUGAAGGUGGAAGGCAUCUUUCAAAGUGAAAAAACUGAACUUAAAGUAACAAUGGAAUGUUAGUUAAGCCUAUCCUUAGCAUUAUAAACAGAAAUACUGAAGUUAACCAGAAAAAUAUAUUAUUCUUAGGUAUAGAAGUAUUCACAAACGAAAAAGAUUCAGAAGUUUUGUAUAUUUGUGGCUGUUGCGUGCCCGUAUAAAAAUUAAUUGAUUAAAAUUUCCCGCCAUUUUAAAUUUAGCAUGUAAACAAAUAUCCGUCUACCGCAAAACAAGUUUUAACUUGGUAAAACACCUUUAGAGAACGAAAAUGUACAGUACCAUCAAACUUGAUUCCUGGAUUAUGCUGACACAAGCCUUACAUAUUUAAAUAGCUACAAACUAAUAGCUACUUAUUCUUUAGUUGUACGGAAGGAAAUUUAAAGCUUACGCAAGUACUACUGCCACUACCGUAAGAUGAAGUGGAAACAGGAUGAAGCCUUUCACGCCAUUACAUUUAAAUUUCAACUUUUGAGUGUGAGCGUCCAAUAUGAUAAAAUCGAUUCUAAUUCAAGUGAUUGAUCUAUUCCCCGGCCGACUAUAUAUAUAUGAAUAAAGAGAACUGAGAUAUAUAGCUGCUUUAUUUUAUUUUUUUUUAACUUUGUUUUUUUUUAUUCUAGCCAGUGAUGUUGGCCAUCUUGAUAAAAAUAUGGGCAUCACGGAAAGAUUUACGGCUCAAAACCAGACCUUUAUCUCUUGUGCUAAUUCUUCAACGGGCGAAAAGAAAUGCUCUCAAGGUUUAUUUUUUCAUCUAGUCAGUUAUGAGAGAGCCAUUUAUAAGACCCUGUUUACAUGGAGUGGGGGACCCCGGUCUAGUGGGGUAAGAUUCUUUUGUUUUGUGUCCCCCAGAGCGUGAAAACAAAAGAAACCAACCCCACUAGACCGGGGCCCCCCACUCCAUGUAAACAGGCCCUAAGGCAUUACCCGUGAUUAAAUUCAAUUGCUGAAUAACGAUUGCGUCAAAAAUAAUGAAAACAUCGCAUUAGCCAAGCCUGAGCCUCAAGAUUAUCAAUAGAAGUUUUGUAUUCAUUCAUACUCUAAGAACCACCGCAAAAUAAAAGAGGCAGAGAAUUUGAUUUUAAGCGCAUAUUUUUUAGGAUAAAAUUUAUUAGUUAGUAUAUGUAUUAUUUUGAUCAUGAAAUUAUGAUGAAAAGUGGCAUGCCUACAUAUUAUUAAAUACAUUGUUUAUUUUCGUCAUGCAAAGAUUUGCGGCAAAACUAGUUAUAAUAUAUUGCUUUUAGGAAGAGACAUUUAUUGGAGGUGAAAAAAAAUGAACUAAUGAAUGCUUCACUUUUAAAAUAAGUGGGUAUUUUUUGUCUCAAAAUACAUGAAUACUCUCAUAGUUAAUAAGUUGGUCAGCUUUGAAGAGUUGCCUAAUUUUGUCCAAAAUUUAGUCUUGAUACAUUGGGUUAUAAUAACGUUUGUGACAAAAGUAUAGAUUAAUUUGCCUUGUGGCGGUGUAUUAAUUUGCAUUAGAGAGAGAAACUUAAAAAUAUCACGGCAGUACUUAGCUAUUACAUGGAUAAAAGCAGGUUUGCGGAAGAAAGGGCUGUAUGAUUGUUUCGCUAUAUUUUUCUGUGGGGCCGAAUGUGGGUUAGUGAGAAAGACUGAUUCGUCAUAAGAAACGAUUCCUGCUGAAUUCAAACCCGGAGUUACUACAAAACUAGACCGAUUUUAUGCCAGUUUUACCUGUGCCCUGUAAUUCAUCUCGGCGAUGCCAUUAAUAUCCGGUCCCCUCAUACAAAAGUAGCUUUUCGCAGUGGGUAAAAUGUAGGUUGUAGGAACCCUGGCAAUACUCCAUCGGUAGUUAAGUAGAAAGAUAGGCCCAAUGAUCCGUAGCGUGCAGAAAAUAGCGUUGCUGCACGAUUUGGCCAACAGAUCGCGUCGACAAAUAAUGCAGUAUUAGAAAGUAAACUUUCACUUUAAUAAUAGUCUUAGAAACAACUGCUUCUAAUUAAUUUUACUUAUUUAAUUAUUCAACCUUUUCGCCAAUACAAAGUCUACCGAAUUGUAUCUCUCGUUUACUUAUUUCCUUGCACUGUUGUCGACGAUCAGAUCUCGAUUCGACAUUUUCCUUGCUAACCCAAUUGCUUGCGAGGAGUUCCACGAAUUAGAUGAACUAUUUAGAAUUGCUACUGUGUUUUUAUUUAAUUUUUUAAAACAGGUCAUUUUAUCAGUUUCCUCAUUGUUUCUUUUGCGGUACGGUUUCUUUUUGGUCCUGAAUUAAAAUAUCCAUCAGAGUUACCUUCAUGAAAAAAUAAAAAUAGAUCUGUUUGACCCCCUUUAGAUAAAAGUGGCAAAUCAGACUUUCUAUAACUCGUGUAAUUUCAUUAGGGGAAUUUCAUUAUAGCAGAUUACUUAGUAGGAACUUUCUUCAUAAAGCCAUAAAAUUCGCUGCUUUUUUUCUAUCGUUUGACUCCUAAUUCGUCCUAAUGUAAUACAUUAUCUUGCGUGCGGCAAGGAUUUGCACAAGUAUAAAAGACAAAUUAAAAAGAAACAAAACUUCAAUGCUUUCCAUGUCAAUUACACAAAAUUGUAUAUCUUUUUUAAAAAUUUCUGGCUAGUCAGUUAGUUAUAAACUAAAAAUUAAUUUUAAACUACAUAUCGCCUCAAAGGGUCGAUUUUUUAAAUUUAAAAAAAAUUCCCCAUAAAUAUUUCUUUUAAAGCUCAGCACUUUCCAUGUUGUAUUAAACUGUAUGUUUCUUACGCCGGACAGAAAUCAUUACUUCGUGGCAGAAUAACUAUGAGAAUUAACCACUUGAUUAUGUUGAGGUUAUUUUUAUUUGAUAUUAUUGUUUUUGCGGAGUUAAUUAUCCUCUAUAUUAAAAUGUCUGGGAAAAUUAACACAAAGACCAACUGCUAGAAAGCCAAAAUGUCUUAUAAAAUGAGUUAUGUCUCGAGACUGCACUUUUGACGCAGCAGAUAUAAGGUCACUGGCAAAGUCGCACAUUUCGAGUUUUAAUCCCUCUCGUCUCUUGAUGGCCAACAUCACUAGUUUCGAUUCUACAAACAUAACUAGCAAACAUGAAGACACCACCGAAGGCGGCUCGUUAAAAAAUGAUCAUUAUGAAGUGGAUGUCGCUACUUUGAUCAUAAACAGCAUCGCUUGUCCUUUUACAGUUCUCCUUAAUGUGUUGGUGAUAAUGGCUGUCAAAAGAAGACGACGACUUCAGACCAAAAGCAACAUCUUGCUGGCCUGUCUAGCCGCAACUGACGCCUUAACUGGUGUAAUAACGCAACCAGCCUUUAUUCUAUGGAAAACGUUUGAGAUAACUGGUGCGCUCAACUACAACCCAGCACGCGUGAUCCACGGUUCGGCACUUCGCGCCCUUUCUGUUUGCUCCUGUCUUCAUCUUACGCUAGUGACUGCUGAGAGACUUGUAGCGAUCAAGUUUACAAUGAAUUACCUAUAUAUUGUAAGUGAAGAAAAAUUAAGGUAG
This is a messenger RNA of Porites evermanni, 5683 nucleotides long. NCBI's taxonomy places the organism in Eukaryota, Metazoa, Cnidaria, Anthozoa, Scleractinia, Poritidae. The record is from the annotation of a GenBank genome assembly.